This is a messenger RNA of Durusdinium trenchii, 927 nucleotides long. The record is from the annotation of a GenBank genome assembly. NCBI's taxonomy places the organism in Eukaryota, Dinophyceae, Suessiales, Symbiodiniaceae.
CGAACCACCCCACCGGCCGCUCCGAACCGCCCUCCGUUUCAACCGCUCCGGACGUCGCUGAACUCCGCCUUUCGGCUCGAACGCGCGAACGGCCGCGUGACGGAGACGUCGAAGCGAACGAGCGAAGCACGAGACGUGCCGCGCCGCGCCAGCGAGCUGCUGCCAGCCAUUGGAAACGGGGUUGGGAGGUAUGAAUCUGCCUCUCCGUGGCAUGAACACUCGCAAGAUCAGCGACCCGCACCAGGAAAGGACGUUGCAGGCAACAGCGAGGAAGGCCCAACUUCUACAGGACUUCUUACACAGGCAUGGCUUCAGCGAUUCGAACUCCCCACGUGGUGUGGGCGGCUGUCCCCACGGCCAUGCUCCGAAGGUGAAAAUGGAAUAUGCCAUGCCUCUCCACGUGGCCGCGCAGCUCGGCGACCAGGAGAUCGUUCAGCUCCUCCUGAAGUCUGGCGCCGAUGCGUUGGCCACCACGGGAGGAGGGACCGCCUUGGAGAUCGCUGAAGAGAUGAAUUGUGACGGAUCCCACCGUGGUGUGAUCCUGUUGUUGCGCGAGUCCUUGAAGAUGCAUUCGGUCUGUUUGUAGCACGCUGCCCGCGGGGAUUUUCACCGGGUGGUAGAUGAGAUUGACGGACUCCUUCAGAGAUCAAGAACACCAUUCCAGGACCAAUCCUGGAGUUGUUGGGGCAGAGGGGAUGUCGUGGCCAGGGUGACACAAGGGUCGUCUCCCAGGGGGCCAGAUUUAAGUUUGCUGCUUGCAGCUGCUACCCGCAGCAUGCGUUGCUGACUACGCGCAGAGUCGGGUUUGAUUUUAUACGUUGCUGAUAGCAGAUCAGCAACGUGCUGACUCGACUUGCCUCCUGAAGAGGAGGUUUGCAAUCCGGGCGACCCCUAGUUAGUUGAAGCCAUACGACCCGUAGUCGCGCC